Molecule: messenger RNA, 1197 nt
Organism: Musca vetustissima
Lineage: Eukaryota; Metazoa; Arthropoda; Insecta; Diptera; Muscidae
Product: suppressor of lurcher protein 1-like
Exons: 4
Coding region: 1-1197 (398 amino acids)
Cellular component (GO): plasma membrane
Source: RefSeq, a predicted model, not a curated record
AUGAUUACCAUUGUUCCUUCCAUUAGGUCAGCCGAACCGAAACGGCCUUUCUCGGCCAACGUCUGCCACCUCAGCACAUUGUGUAAAAGCAAAAGCCCCUCAAAGGGGCUUAAGGUCAUUGACUUCCUUAAUAAGGUGUCGGAAGAAUCGGUCGUCACAGAAGACCUCGAAAGUUGCUGCGAAGACUUAUCCGACUUUCGACAGCCUUUGGAACAAACACUGAAAACAUGCAACUUUCGUGAAAUCUUCGAAUCUCGUUUCAACAAAACCGGCACAUUUGACACAAAUCAUCUGUUCUCAGCAGUAACGACAGCGGCAGCACGUAUGACAAGCCUUAACAUGGUGUCCUCGUCGUCCAUAAACACAGGGCGUAUCGAAUGUAUUUAUGAAUUUUUUGCCGCCAAACCAAAUGAACGAGUACAAAUAAAAUUUCUAGAUUUUAAUAUACCGACGGAUAAAAAUUCCACAGAAUGUAAACCGAAUGAUUCGCUGCAGCUGCUGACUCAAGUCAAGGGGAAAUAUGAAGUUAUGGAUUGGUAUUGUGGUGCUUUUCUGCCGAAACCUAUUAUGUCGACGGGACCAAAAUUAAUGUUGCAAUUCAUAGGGCGAUAUCCUCCGAGUGGUCAGGCGAAAAUCGGUUACUAUGGAUUUAAGGCUGAAUAUACAUUUUUAACAAAUUAUGGCAUCACAACUGGCGUCCAAUUGGGCAACAACUGCAGCUUUGCCUACAACAGUACGGACAAGAAAAUGGGCUAUUUUACUUCGCCAAAUUUCCCCGGCCUAUAUCCGAAAAAUAUCAAUUGCCAUUAUUUCUUUUAUGGUGAAUUGGAUGAGAAGGUUAUAAUACGUUUUAGUUACUUCGAUGUGGAGGGUGUGGGAAGCUGUGAACAUCUUACCGCCAGCGAUUACGUAGAGUUUUCCAAUUUCCUUAGCACCGAUCGUAAAUUUCCCAAAUACUGUGGUAAACGUGACAAAUUUGAAAUACGUUCCGAUGAUCGUUUCUUUCGUGUAACAUUUUAUUCGAAUGAUCGUUUCGAUCGUAGUGGUUUUCGUGCCUAUUAUGAAUUUGAAGGUAAAUCAACGCCAGCCGAAAAUACCUCAGUACAAAGUUAUGUAUUUAGCAAAGGAUCAACUCUAAAUGUAGAUUGUAUGAAUGUUAUUGGAAUAAUGUGUUUAGUAAUGCUAAAGUUGUUUUAA